Messenger RNA from Jatropha curcas, 3779 nucleotides. RefSeq names its product Glycosyl hydrolase family 38 protein. The record is from RefSeq and is a predicted model, not a curated record. NCBI's taxonomy places the organism in Eukaryota, Viridiplantae, Streptophyta, Magnoliopsida, Malpighiales, Euphorbiaceae. Gene Ontology annotation, biological process: mannose metabolic process. Gene Ontology annotation, molecular function: carbohydrate binding; alpha-mannosidase activity.
CUCUGUAAAAACAAAAAAUUGAGAACUCCUCCACUUUUCACCAAUAAAAACAAAAUCCUUUACUCUUUGGCCGGCAUGGAGAUGCCAGAGAAGAAACCAAAGUCCAUUUCUGGUCAUUUACUAUAUGUCAAUUUCAAACCCUUUAAUUGUCUCUAUAAAUUGGUUAGUCAAGAACUGAAAAAACUUAGCUCUUCUUUGUUGCUCGUAAGCUACAGGCAAUCAUUGAAAUGGGUAGGAUUCAAAGUUUUUUAGCAUGGGUUUUUGCCUAUGUUUUUGUUGCCUCUGGGUUUGGUUUGUAUGGAACAGUGAGUGGUGGUUAUGUGAAGUACAGUACUGGGAAUGGAGUUGUUCAAGGAAAACUCAAUGUUCAUUUGGUAGCACAUUCACAUGAUGAUGUUGGUUGGUUAAAGACUAUUGACCAAUACUAUGUUGGAUCAAACAACAGUAUUCAGGGUGCUUGUGUUGAAAAUGUGCUGGACUCAGUUGUGGCAUCACUUCUUAGAGAUCCAAAUAGAAAGUUCGUUUUUGCUGAAAUGGCUUUUUUCCAACGAUGGUGGCUAGAACAAAGUGAAGAAACACAAGGGCAAGUGAGGAAACUAGUAGAUGCUGGCCAAUUGGAAUUCAUAAAUGGUGGCUGGUGUAUGCAUGAUGAAGCAACAUGCCAUUACAUAGACAUGAUUGAUCAAACAACACUGGGUCAUCGUGCAAUAAAGGCACAGUUUAACAAGACUCCUCGUGCUGGAUGGCAAAUUGAUCCAUUUGGACACUCUGCUGUUCAAGGUUACCUGCUUGGGGCUGAGCUUGGAUUUGAUUCUGUACAUUUUGCAAGGAUUGAUUACCAGGACAGAGCUAAGCGCUAUGUAGAUAAAUCUCUAGAAGUUAUAUGGCGUGGUUCCAAAACUUUUGGUUCUUCCUCUCAGAUUUUUGCCAAUGCUUUUCCUGUACAUUAUAGUCCUCCUCCAGGUUUCCAUUUUGAAGUGUUCGAUAACUUUGAGCCUGUUCAGGAUAAUCCUCUUCUGUUUGACUAUAAUGUUGAGCAGCGGGUCAGUGACUUUAUAAAAGCUGCUAUUGCCCAAGCAAAUGUGACAAGGACAAACCACAUUAUGUGGACCAUGGGUGAUGAUUUCCAGUACCAAUAUGCUGAGUCUUGGUUCAAACAAAUGGACAAAUUGAUUCACUAUGUUAACAAGGAUGGUCGAGUAAAUGCCUUAUAUUCUACACCGUCUAUCUAUACUGAUGUGAAAAAUGCAGCAGAUGAAUCAUGGCCAUUGAAAACUGAUGAUUAUUUUCCGUAUGCAGAUAGAGAAAAUGCCUAUUGGACUGGAUUCUUUACUAGUCGCCCAGCUUUUAAGCGCUAUGUUCGGCAGCUCAGUGGAUAUUAUUUGGCAAUACGACAACUGGAGUUUUUGGUUGGGAAAAAAUCCAAUGGUCCCAGCAGUUAUAGGCUUGGAGAUGCUCUAGGUAUAGCACAGCACCAUGAUGCUGUCACUGGAACUGCCAAACAACACACUACAGAUGACUGGACAAAACGUCUAGCUAUUGGAGCAUCUGAGGCAGAAGAUACUUCAAGUUCUGCUCUGUCGUGCUUAGUGAGCAAAUCCAAAAAUCAAUGUACUGCACCUGCAUCGACUUUCAGCCAGUGCCAACUGCUAAAUAUCAGUUACUGUCCACCAACAGAGGAAGCUGGAGAUGGAAAGAGUUUGAUUAUAGUAGCGUACAACCCUCUUGGAUGGAAUCGCACAGACGUUAUCAGAAUACCGGUUAAUGAUGCCAAUCUUGUCGUCUCUGAUUCCUCGGGCAAAACCAUUGAUUCACAAUAUGUGAUCAUGGAUAAUAUUACAGGCAACUUAAGAAACUUCUAUUUGAAGGCCUACAUAGGACUGUCAUCCGAUCAUGUUCCUAAAUACUGGCUUGUCUUUCAAGUGUCUGUGACCCCACUUGGGUGGAGUACUUACUUCAUCACUCAUGCACCUAAGACAGGGAGAAGAAGAAAUGGACUCCAUGAAACGGGAAGUUUACUGAAAGAGACCAUUGAAAUUGGACCUGGAAAUUUGAAAAUGUCAUUUUCUUCUACCACUGGCCAACUCAAACGAAUGUUCAACUCUAAAUCUGGGGUUGAUAUACCAAUUCAACAGAGCUAUCUUUGGUAUGGUUCAAGCUCCGAUGUCCAGCAAUCCUCUGGUGCAUACAUUUUUCGGCCUAAUGGGUUUCCUCCCAAUAUCGUUGCAAGAAAAGUGCCCUUGAAGGUCUAUCGUGGACCUGUAGUGGAUGAGGUCCACCAACAAUUUAAUUCGUGGAUUUACCAGGUCACAAGACUUUACAAAAACAAAGAGCAUGCUGAAAUUGAAUUCACUAUCGGGCCAAUUCCCAUAGAAGAUGGUAUUGGAAAAGAGGUCAUCACACGAAUGACAACAAAUAUGGUCACAGACAAGGUGUUCUACACUGAUUCUAAUGGAAGGGACUUUCUAAAGCGGAUUCGAGACUAUAGAGCUGACUGGAACCUCUCUGUUAAUCAACCUCAAGCAGGAAACUAUUAUCCACUUAACCUUGGACUUUUUAUAACGGAUAAGAAAUCUGAAUUGUCGCUCUUGGUUGAUCGUGCAACUGGAGGGGCAAGCAUCAAGGAUGGUCAAGUAGAACUAAUGCUUCACAGGCGUACAAUCGAUGACGACUCUAGAGGAGUUGGUGAACCCCUUGAUGAAAGUGUUUGUGUUGAAGAUAGAUGCGAGGGAAUAACGAUUCGAGGAAAUUAUUAUAUGAGCAUCAACCAGCUCGGAGCUGGAUCAAUCUGGCGGCGAACAACUGGCCAAGAACUUUACUCACCGCUUCUAUUAGCUUUUGCACAUGAGAAAGAGGAGAAUUGGAAAGCGUCUCAUUUGACUGAAGGAACUGUCAUGGAUCCAAACUACAGCUUGCCUUUGAAUGUUGCUUUGAUUACUCUUCAGGAACUGGAUGACGGAAGCGUACUCCUUCGCUUGGCACAUUUAUAUGAGGGAGGAGAAGAUCCAAAGUAUUCAGCACUGGCUAAAGUUGAACUCAAGAAGAUGUUUUCUGGGAAAAAGAUAAAGGAGCUGAAGGAAAUGAGUUUAUCAGCAAACCAGUACAAGUCAGAGAUGAAAAGGAUGGAAUGGAAAGUUGAGAAUGACAGUGGAGUUCAACCUUCACCACUUAGAGGUGGCCCUGUUGAUAGUUCAACUCUUGUUGUUGAGCUGGGUCCUAUGGAAAUUCGCACUUUCUUGCUCAAUUUUUGAAUUUUAUUAUGCACUUAAUGCUUUUCUUCAUGAAAAAAAAAAAAAAAACUCUUUUUCCCCCUUCAACUGAAGUAGAAGUAUCUUGGGCGAAAAGAUCUAUGAUGGCUGUAUCUUAACGAUGUUUAAACUUUAAACUUUCAGAUAAAGGAGCUGAAGGAAAUGAGUUUAUCAGCAAACCAGUACAAGUCAGAGAUGAAAAGGAUGGAAUGGAAAGUUGAGAAUGACAGUGGAGUUCAACCUUCACCACUUAGAGGUGGCCCUGUUGAUAGUUCAACUCUUGUUGUUGAGCUGGGUCCUAUGGAAAUUCGCACUUUCUUGCUCAAUUUUUGAAUUUUAUUAUGCACUUAAUGCUUUUCUUCAUGAAAUAUUCAACUAAAAUAACCCAUUAAGUUUCUUUUUUUUUUCUUUUUUUUUAACAUAAUCCUGCUUGCACUGGGUCCAUGAAAAUAAACAAAUUAUUAAAGUGAUGUAAAAAGAGUUUAUACAUUUUAGUAACAUAGAAGUGCUAUUGGAUUUCAGCAGCCGUCA